Epinephelus lanceolatus (giant grouper) is the source of this 1309-nucleotide messenger RNA. RefSeq names its product crystallin, beta B1, like 2 (gene crybb1l2). Lineage: Eukaryota; Metazoa; Chordata; Actinopteri; Perciformes; Serranidae. The record is from RefSeq and is a predicted model, not a curated record. Gene Ontology annotation, biological process: visual perception; lens development in camera-type eye. Gene Ontology annotation, molecular function: structural constituent of eye lens.
CACACAGAUCACCAGUCUCAGCCCUGAGCCUACUCCUUUACGCACACACUGCCACAGUCAUCAUGUCUGCUGGAGGAGAAAAAUCCAAGUCUGCUUCCCAGACUGAUGGGAAGGCGGCUCAGAACAAGAUAUCUGAGAUGGGCAUGAUGUCCUACAAGAUGUGUGUGUUUGACCAGGAGAACUUCCAGGGCCGCUGCAUUGAGAUCAACGGAGAGUGUAUGAAUGUAUGUGACAUGGGAAUGGACAGGGUGCGCUCCCUGCGUGUCGACUGCGGACCCUUCGUUGGCUUUGAGCAGAUGAACUUCUGUGGAGAGAUGUUCAUCCUGGAGAAGGGCGAAUACCCCCGCUGGGACUCCUGGAGCAACUGUCAGAAGAAUGACUACCUGCUGUCCUUCAGGCCUGUCCGCAUGGACCCAGAGAAGCACAAGAUCUGCCUGUAUGAGGUUGGAGAGUUCAAGGGUCGCAAGAUGGAGAUCAUGGAUGAUGAUGUCCCCAGCCUGUUUUCCUAUGGUUUUACUGACAGAGUGGGCAGCAUCAUGGUCAGCUGUGGAACCUGGGUGGGUUACCAGUUCCCCGGCUACCGUGGCAGCCAGUACCUGCUGGAGAAGGGCGACUUCAGGCACUUCAACGAGUUUGGCGCCCGCUGCCCCCAGAUGCAGUCCAUUAGGCGCAUCCGUGACAUGCAGUGGCACCCACACGGCUGCUACACCAUGUCCUCCAAGUGAAACCCAGCGAGGGCGAGGAAGAGAGGGAUCGGAGGAGAGUUGGAGGUCGAAGGCGGGCACAGAGAUGGAGGGGGAGGCGGUGGAGGGAGGGUGAAGGAGAGGAGGAGGGAGAGGGUGUAAUAAUUUCUCCUCUGUCCCAAAAUCCCUUGGUGGUUUAAAUGCAGGAUGGAGGGAAUACAGCAGGUUGUUAUUUUUUAGUUGCUGGAACAUUGGAAUCUAGUGGGCAAUGAAAAGUGAAGGAGGAGAUAAUAAUACGGACUGGCAAGUAUCUGAUAAUAAACGCUCUCUCCAUUUUUGUUCUCCCUCUCUGUUUGUCAGCUCCCUUCUCCCCACUUUCCUCUUUCUCCUCCCCUCCCUCCCUCCCUCUCUCCCCCUCACACACUUCUCUUUCACAUCUCACCAAUUUCAGCCCUCACUCAGCCUCACUGAGGAGGGCAUCAGUGUGGAUUUGUGUGUGUUUGUGGGAUGGGGGAUCUGAAACAGAAGAACGCCUCAACAAGAGAAAUGUCGGCAAAUUGUCUGUGCUCAGAUCCUGCAGCCACAUCAACCUGUAACCCCAAUAAAGCAUCUCAUAUCCUGCUCCA